Molecule: messenger RNA, 3396 nt
Organism: Amphibalanus amphitrite
Lineage: Eukaryota; Metazoa; Arthropoda; Thecostraca; Balanomorpha; Balanidae
Gene: fwd
Product: phosphatidylinositol 4-kinase beta-like
Exons: 13
Coding region: 324-3209 (961 amino acids)
Biological process (GO): phosphatidylinositol phosphate biosynthetic process; phosphatidylinositol-mediated signaling
Cellular component (GO): membrane; cytoplasm
Molecular function (GO): 1-phosphatidylinositol 4-kinase activity
Source: RefSeq, a predicted model, not a curated record
CUCUCACUAAGCAUUCACUAACAAGUGACACCAGAAGCAGAAGAUUUUGAGUGUGCACACUGCACACAGCGACAGCCUAGACAGGCCUCAGGGCUCAGACUUAACAUUUUAAGAAGAACUCUGGAAGUCUCAUUUACAUGUUGGAGAUCAAGGUGACCGCGUGAUAGCGCGCAGGACCGGACGGUCGCCAGAGCAGCUGCCACCGCGCCGAGCCGCCGAGCACUCGCCGCCGACCGCAGCGCCUGAGGUGUGCCGUGCCAUGGCGCUGAGCAGCGUCUGUAGGUUGGCCGCCGGCCGCUGGCGCCGCGCCCCGGCCGGCCGCUAUGGCCGCGCGCGCCGCGCCGCCGCCCACCUGUAAGCCGGCGCCGGUCGCGCUCCCGUUGCCGCCGGAGGUGACUGCCGUGCACGGAGCGCCGGCGCCCUGCGGCCGGCCCCGCCGGCCCGGCCGGGCCACUCACCAGCGCAACCUCAGCCUCGACUUCCGGUCGAUGGGCAUUGUGCUGCCGCCCGUGCAGCACAGUUCGCUGCGGCGCACCCACCACCGGAACCGGAGUCUGGACUCGGUGCUCCAGGAGAUUCCCGAGCUCGAGGCCGCCGAGGAGACGGCGCUCAAGCCGGCGCUGUCGUGUCCGCGCGUGCGCCGCGCCGGCCCGCCGCCGCCGCCGCCGGUCGCCGCCGCCGCCGCGCCGCGGCUCGGCGGGGAGGACGCCGCCAGCCUCGGCUCCACCGACUCGGGCAUCAGCUCGGACGGCUCGGAGCGCGACUUCCGCGGCGACGCCGAGCACGCGGCCCCAGGCGCCGCCAUGGCUUCGAGUCCGGCGCGCUCGGCGAUAGACAGUGACCGGCCGCCGGCCGGAGCGCCCGUGACGGGUGCCGCCUCUGUGACUGUGACGGCCGGGACGCCUGUGACGGGUGCCGGCUCUGUGACUGUGACGGCGGCGCCUGUGACGCCUGUGACUGUGAUGGCGGCCGGAGACGCCAAGCCGGGUACGCAGAAGUCGUGGCUGCUGCGGCUGUUCGAGAGUAAACUGUUCGACAUGAGUAUCGCCGUCAAUUACCUGUUCAACUCCAAGGAGCCCGGAGUACAGACAUAUAUCGUGAACCGCAUGUUCAGCUUCAGCGAGGAGGACACGGACUUUUUCCUGCCGCAGCUGGUCAACAUGUACAUCCAGAUGCCGGACGUGGCCGAGGUGCUGCACCCCUACCUGGUGCACAGGUGUCGGAAGAGCGUCAACUUCUCGCUGCACACGGCCCGGCUGCUGGACGCCUACAGCUCGGACGCCAACCUCUCCAACAAGAAGAAGCCGCUCGGCACUCGGCUGCGCAACCUCAUCCUCUCGGACGAGCUGCGGCCCAAGGGAGCCACGGCGGCCGAGCGGCGUCUGGCCGUACCGACGACUCGGCCCGGCGAGCAGACGCUGUCACCGCUGCGGCGCACCCACCAGCGCUCGCGCAGCGACGCCACGGCCAGCUACUCCAAGGGCCACCAGCGCACCGGCAGCACAGGUGACCUCGUCCCGACUCCAUCCACCAGACAGCGGGCGUCGCCGUCUGCCGAGCGACCCAGCGGCCGCGGCAGCAUGCGCUGCUACCUGGGCGACAUCGGCUCGGGGCGCGCCUUCGACAGCGGCUGCAGCUGCUACGACACCGCCCAGGGCAAGUGCAACGACCUGCUCGGACGGCGCGUCGAGUGCGUCUGCGGGGCGCCGCGACUGCGCCCCCAGCUGGAGUUUAUCGGUGCGCUGAUGUCGAUUGGCCAGCGGCUGGGCGCCAUGCCCACCCGGGAGGCCAAGACCACCCAGCUGCUGAACGAGCUGAGCCUGCUCAACCUGAACCUGCCGGCGCGCGUCUGGCUGCCGCUCUACAGCACCGGUCACCACGUGGUGCGCGUGCCCGCCCAGGCGGCCGCCGUGCUCAACUCCAAGGACAAGGCUCCCUACAUGCUGUACGUGGAGGUGGUGGAGGUGGACGGGCCGGAGACGGCGCCCGUGCCGGCCAAAUGCAUCAACACCCUGCGGCACACGCGCUCCGAGGAGAGCCUGGAGACGGCGGCGGCGGCACCGGCGGCGCCAGCGCUGCCCACCACCUUCAGCCUCUACGGCAACAUGGACGCCGAGAACGCCGACUGCUGGAGCCAGGAGGACGACGACAUCUCGCAGCAGUACUGGCAGCUGCGCCGGCCGCGGCUGGAGCGCGAGCGGGACACCAUCUCGCAGAUGUCGCUGGAGUCGGCCGACAGCCGCGAGCCGGUGCUGAUCGCGCCCGGCGACAUCCGCCGCCGGCUGGCCGACAGUCUGGCGGCGCCGCGCUCCACGUUCGCGCGCGACCCCGAGGACCCGUCGGCGGCCGUGCUCAAGGAGCCGUGGGCCGAGAAGGAGCGCAGGAUCCGCGCCAGCUCGCCGUACGGCCACCUGGCCGGCUGGCGCCUGCUGCCCGUCAUCGUCAAGUGCGGCGACGACCUGCGCCAGGAGCUGCUGGCCUACCAGCUGCUGGAGACGCUGGACCGGCUGUGGAAGCUGGAGCGCGUGCCGCUCUGGGUGCGCCCCUACCGGAUCGUGGUGCUGUCGGCCGACUCGGGCCUCAUCGAGCCCGUCGUCAACACGGUGUCGCUGCACCAGGUCAAAAAGAACAGCCGCAUGUCGCUCAAAGAGUACUUCCUGCAGGAGUUUGGCGACGUCACCACAGAGGCCUUCCUGACGGCGCAGCGCAACUUCGUGCAGAGCUGCGCCGCCUACUGCAUCGUCUGCUACCUGCUGCAGGUCAAAGACCGGCACAACGGCAACAUCCUGCUCGACAGCGCCGGCCACCUCAUCCACAUCGAUUUCGGCUUCAUGCUCUCCACGUCGCCCAAGAACCUGGGCUUCGAGGCGUCGCCGUUCAAGCUGACCCCCGAGUUUGUGGAGGUGAUGGGCGGACUGGGCUCGGACAUGUUCGAGUACUUCAAGAUCCUGAUGCUGCAGGGCCUGGUGGCAGCCAGGAAGCACCACGAGAAGCUGCUCACCCUGGUGGAGAUUAUGCGAUCCGGCUCGCAGCUGCCCUGUUUCCGCUCCGGGGCCGCCACGGUCCAGUUUCUGCGCAACCGGUUCCACAUGAACAUGACGGAGGAGCAGCUGCAGUACCUGGUCGACUCGAUGGUCGAGUCGUCCAUCCACUCGCUCACCACCAAACUGUACGACGGCUUCCAGUACUUCACCAACGGCAUCUUGUAGCGGCGCGCGGCGCGCUCCGCGGGACCAGAGUCGCCCGGUGUCGGCGCGGCGGGACGGACCCGCCCCGCCUCGCGGCCAUCAGUCAGUUCCCAUGUGUACAUAGUUUGUAUACUCAUCGAAGACGUUGACUUGGCAUGUUACCGCUUUUGAUCCUGAUGGUGUAAUAAAAUGCUAUAAUUGUUGUCUA